CCCCAAGGCACCCUCUGGCCUGCUCAGCCGCUGCGACGGCCUGGGCGGACGGUUUGGUGUGCGCAGGCGCGAAGCCUGGACCUCGCUGCAGCCCCCAUUGCUUCGGGUAGUCGCACCUACAGGGUCCGCUUGCUGGCGCGGCAGUGCUCUCCCGCUCGUCCGCCCUCCUGAGUCGUCCCAGCGCCCUACACGCCGGGAUGGCGGAGCUGCGGCCUAGCGGCGCCCCUGGCCCCACUGCGCCCCCGGCCCCUGGCCCUACUGCCCCGCCGGCCUUCGCCUCGCUCUUUCCCCCGGGGCUGCACGCCAUCUACGGAGAGUGCCGCCGCCUUUACCCUGACCAGCCGAAUCCACUCCAGGUUACAGCUAUCGUCAAAUACUGGUUGGGCGGCCCAGACCCCUUGGACUAUGUUAGCAUGUACAGGAACGUGGGGAGCCCUUCUGCCAGCAUCCCUGAGCACUGGCACUACAUCAGCUUCGGCCUGAGCGAUCUCUAUGGUGACAACAGAGUCCAUGAAUUUACAGGAACAGACGGCCCUAGUGGUUUUGGCUUCGAGUUGACAUUUCGUCUGAAGAGAGAAACAGGGGAGUCCGCCCCCCCGACCUGGCCUGCAGAGCUCAUGCAGGGCUUGGCCAGAUACGUGUUCCAGUCAGAGAACACCUUCUGCAGUGGGGACCAUGUGUCUUGGCACAGCCCUUUGGAUAACAGUGAGUCAAGAAUCCAGCACAUGCUGCUGACAGAGGACCCGCAGAUGCAACCCGUGCAGACACCCUUCGGGGUAGUUACCUUCCUCCAGAUUGUUGGCGUCUGCACUGAGGAGCUCCACGCAGCCCAGCAGUGGAACGGGCAGGGCAUCCUGGAGCUGCUGCGGACGGUGCCCAUCGCUGGCGGCCCCUGGCUGAUAACUGACAUGCGGAGGGGAGAGACCAUAUUUGAGAUCGAUCCACACCUGCAACAGGAGAGAGUUGACAAAGGCAUUGAGACGGACGGCUCCAAUCUCAGCGGCGUCAGUGCCAAGUGUGCCUGGGACGACCUGAGCCGGCCCCCUGAGGAUGACGAGGACAGCCGGAGCAUCUGCAUAGGCACGCAGCCCCGGCGGCUCUCUGGCAAAGACACGGAGCAGAUCCGGGAGACCCUGAGGAGAGGACUUGAGAUCAACAGCAAACCCGUCCUUCCACCAAUCAACCCUCAGCGGCAGAAUGGCCUCACCCACGACCGGGCCCCGAGCCGCAAAGAUAGCCUGGAAAGCGACAGCUCCACGGCCAUUAUUCCCCACGAACUGAUCCGCACACGGCAACUCGAGAGUGUACAUCUGAAGUUCAACCAAGAGUCAGGAGCCCUCAUUCCCCUGUGCCUAAGGGGCAGGCUCCUGCAUGGACGGCACUUUACGUAUAAAAGUAUCACAGGUGACAUGGCCAUCACAUUCGUCUCCACGGGAGUGGAAGGCGCCUUCGCCACUGAGGAGCACCCUUAUGCAGCUCAUGGACCCUGGUUACAAAUUCUGUUGACUGAAGAGUUUGUAGAGAAAAUGUUGGAGGACUUAGAAGAUUUGACUUCUCCGGAGGAAUUCAAACUCCCCAAAGAGUACAGCUGGCCCGAAAAGAAGCUGAAAGUCUCCAUCCUACCUGAUGUGGUAUUUGACAGUCCCCUGCACUAGCCUGGGCUGGGCCCUGCAUGGGCCAGAGGAGAGCCCGGCUGCUCCCCAGUGACUUCCGGUUGAACAGCUGUGUAAGAGAGAGUCCCACCAAGAAAAGGAAGGACAAGUGUGAGGAUGACUGAGCAGCCACGCACCUCCAGCCCGGUGGGAUGCCGGGCACAGGCAGCUGACCCCCACCUCACCUGCAACGCCAAGCCCACGUGGACAGGCCUUGAUCCUACUGGGCACUGAGCGGGCAAAUGCAAACCUUCACACUUUCUGCUGCUGCCACAAGUUCUGGUCUGAGAAGUGACUCUGGACCUUUAAUGUGCCCCUAGGUUCCAGGCCUCCUCCUCACCUGCCCCACGCCACGCAGCCCAGCAGGAAGGAGGUGAGGCGGCCCUGUGGCUUCAGUGCCCAGCUCAACUCUGGGAAGCCUUGUGUAGUCAAGCUCUUCUUGCCACGGAACAAUUCCUCUGACCGUGUUUGGGUUGCUUCCUCUAUUUUAUUUUGUAGAAACCGAUGGUAUUUUAUUGCUCUACAACGAUGUCCAGAAGCUGUGUAUAUAAUGUUUUUUAAACAGGACUUUAUUCCCGUGAACUUCUGAGUUCUGUCAGACAGGGGCUUGGGGCCGUGUGCCCCUGAGCCGCCACCAGAGAAGGUGCCGGCGUUCGCCUGCCAGCCCAGGGCCCAGAGGAGCCAGCUGCAGAGAGGGGCUUCUUUCCCCAGGCUGGCCUGCUGGGGCCUGGGGCAGAAGAGAGCUGAGGCGCUCCCCCGUGCAGCCCCGAGCCCAGUCAGCUGGGGCCAAGCAGGGAUGCUGCUGGUUCCCAAGUGGCCUGGGCCCACAGAGUUCAGGGACCAUCAGGGUCUCAGAGACUCGGUGGCCUCAGCCUCAUCUCCCAGGCCUUUCCCACCCAACCAGGCUUGCCUGGGACAGGGUGAGGCCCAGCAGUGCACAGUCAUCCCCACCGUCACUCAGAGCUGGGCCUCCAGCUCUUCGACCACUCCUGUCCCAUUCCCUCGUCCCCUGGGCCUCCCGGCCUCCAGGCUGCAGGACUCUGGCUUAUUAAAAACCGAAAAAUUAACCUCUCAACAUGUCUAUAACUUUGAUUUUGUAAACACCGCACUCUGCUGCUCUCCCGUCCUCCCUGCAUCCACUCAUGUCUCAUCUCUCAUUCCCCAGUCCCGUCCUGUCUCCUGUCCUGCAUCUGGGCCUCUCACAGUCCUUGGUCCCUUGCCCCAAAGCUGCAGUUCUCAUGGUCUUCCUCCCAGAAGCCCACCUAUCUCUGGCCGGUGGUUUGGGGGCUCCUUUUGGGCUAUCUCCCACUUCUGCCCUGGAAUCAGUAAGCCCCUUUCAUACCUGCUUACCCCCUACUCUAGGGACUGCUAUUUCAGGAUCAUCCUUCUGUCCAAAGCAAAACCAUUUUGUCUGUCAGGGACCGUGAUCUGCCCCGUCUGCUCCGCCACACACACAUGCCACCAGGAGCGCCACAGGUGCAGGACCCCUCUGAGGAGAGACCCAGCCAAAGAGCUGCCUCCAGGGGUCAUGAAGGCCAUGACCGACUCUCCAGGGAACAGUAGUUGGACUCAAGGGACCUGGGUCCUUCUCUGCAUGCACCCUCAGGGCCACCUGGUUAACUCCACCAAACUCGGAGCUGCAAGGCAGACCAGCCUGGAGUACCCAGAGAGACGAGCUUCAGGCUCCCGGCAGCCGAGGUGGAGCCCUCUGGACCUGACGUUGGCAGCAGCUGUGCCUUGUCUUAGGACUUCUCAAAAGACGUUUCCUGGCCUUCGCCCGCCACAGCAUCCCUGCCUCUGAAGCUCUUGUCUUUUGACGUUUCAUGGCCAGAGAGGCGCCAUCAGCUGUCCUCUAUUCCUUGCCACCCUGACCUACCUCUCCACCAAUUCUUUCUUUCUAGGGCCCUACCUCUACCUGCCUGGUUUGGUGGCAGGGAGCGAGCUAUCUUCUGAACUAAGAUUUGUCAUCAUUAAGUGAGCUCCUAAUGCCGAACCCGUAAAGCCUGCGAUCCCCUUCCCGCCCCACCAUGUAAGGAACCUCCAAGGUCAUGCUGGGGCCCGCCCUCCAUUUCCUCUCCCUCCAGUGCAUUGGCUGUGGCACAGUGGCAAGACACGGCUGUCCCUGACCAGACCUCCCUUCCCUUGUCCAGUGGUGCCUUCUUCCUAGGGGUUAUUCUGGGAAGGGGUCUCCACUGAGCUGGCUGGUGAAGAGGAACCCUCACUGGGAAACAAGCAAGAUUGACCACGUCCCGUGCCCAGCACAGCACCUGAAACAUGGUGGGCGCUCACUAAAUGUGUCCCUUCUUUCCCCCCCUGCAGCCCUUUGGGAGCCCUGACUUCACAGUGAGUGGGGAAGUAAGACGCUUCCCUCCCUUAUCUGCCUCUUCCACAGGCUUCCUUGAGGUUUGCCAGGUCCUGCCCCUCCCUCCAGGUCCCUGGUGCUAGAAAGAGGCUGUGACAUUGUCUGCCUGCUGCAUCAGGCAGACUCCUGUGGCCCCUCCUGCAGUGUGGGCUGCAGGAGGACCGCAGACCCAGCUGCCCUUGGCGGGGGUGGAGAGGCUCACGCAAGGUCUCAGCAAGGUCUCAGGUCUGGCUGGGGAGCUGGUACUUCUUCCUGCCCUUCUCUUUCUCUUCCAAAAGCCAGGCUUCGGGACAGGAACUGGGAAACCACCAGGAGAGUCUAAAAGGGCUAGAGUGUUUUUAAAAAAUGAACACAGGGUCUUGAGACUGGGUUUUAAGGUUGAGUGGAGAGCAGG
Molecule: messenger RNA, 4408 nt
Organism: Phyllostomus discolor (pale spear-nosed bat)
Lineage: Eukaryota; Metazoa; Chordata; Mammalia; Chiroptera; Phyllostomidae
Gene: SUFU
Product: SUFU negative regulator of hedgehog signaling
Exons: 12
Coding region: 198-1655 (485 amino acids)
Cellular component (GO): nucleus; cytoplasm
Molecular function (GO): transcription factor binding
Source: RefSeq, a predicted model, not a curated record